GCCAACGAUUCCCACGGGACGAUUAAAAAUGAUAAACAUUUCGCUACCGGAAUUUAUGAUAGUGUGCAGCAGUGUUCUUCUGGUCUUUCUGCUACUGACUGAAAUCCUGGAUUGGGCACAAUUAUUCCCAUGGGUGGGGAGCGAGAGCCAUUUCCCUGGCUUCACUUUCGGUUACUCGGAGCGUAAUGGUCCUCAUAUGUGGAAAGUGUUGUAUCCGGCCAGUAAUGGCAGCAAUCAGUCGCCAAUCAACAUCACGACACGGCUCGCUGUCGUCGUGCAACCGUCAGAACCUCUUCGAUGGACCGGCUACAAUAAAGGACCAUUAUCGAUGACUAUAGCGAAUAAUGGAAAUAACGUGGUAGUGAACACAAUAUGGAACAGCUUCUCUCGGCCGCAUAUUCAAGGAGGAUCCCUGACUAAAAUUUACGAUUUUUGUUCGAUGGUGUUUCACUGGGGACAUUCGAACGAAGAUGGCAGCGAGCACACUUUGGAUUAUGUUCGGUAUCCUAUGGAGCUACAAGUGUGCCACAUCAGUCGAGACUUUAAUUCACCGUUAGACGCUAUUGCCGACAAAUCGAACGACGCCAUGCUGAUCGUUUCGUUCUUUUUUCAGAUCACGAAUGCAGAUAAUCCGUAUUUGGACCAAAUCGUGACAAACUUAUGGCGGAUUGCUCAGCCAGGGACGAAGUUUCACAUUCCACCCUUCCCUUUGGAGUGGAUUCUCUCACCUUUCGAAAAGAGUUAUUAUACGUAUAGUGGCUCUCUUACUCAACCUCCCUGCAGUGAAAUCGUCACUUGGAUCGUUCAACCUGAGCCAAUCGCUAUAUCCUCGUUUCAAGUUGCGCAAUUUCGAAAACUCUGCUCCGCGGACGGUCCUAUCCUCUUAAACUGCAGGCCCGUUCAACGAAUAAACGAACGUAACGUGUACUUCUACGAAUAACACUCGUCGUCAAGUAAUGUGCCUUUAUGCCGUGAACACGU
Messenger RNA from Colletes gigas, 981 nucleotides. RefSeq names its product carbonic anhydrase 1-like. The record is from RefSeq and is a predicted model, not a curated record. Gene Ontology annotation, cellular component: cytoplasm. Gene Ontology annotation, molecular function: zinc ion binding; carbonate dehydratase activity. NCBI's taxonomy places the organism in Eukaryota, Metazoa, Arthropoda, Insecta, Hymenoptera, Colletidae. The transcript has 5 exons. The coding region runs from base 29 to 940 and encodes 303 amino acids.